Molecule: messenger RNA, 912 nt
Organism: Drosophila novamexicana
Lineage: Eukaryota; Metazoa; Arthropoda; Insecta; Diptera; Drosophilidae
Product: RNA-binding protein pno1
Exons: 1
Coding region: 74-802 (242 amino acids)
Cellular component (GO): nucleolus
Molecular function (GO): RNA binding
Source: RefSeq, a predicted model, not a curated record
CAGCUGAAAGCCAGACGCACCGCACGUGGAGAAAUAUAUUAACGAAAAUAAAGUAAACGCAAUUUGUUGAGAAAUGCCCGAAAUGGAGGUGGAAAAUAUACAAGUGGAUAAGUUUGUGCCCGCCAAGAAGGCGCAAAAGCGCAGCGCCCAUGCAAACACAGACGACGUCGAGAUGCUGGUAGAUGCGGCCACGGGCAUCGAGGGAGCAGAGCGUGCCAGCAGCAGCGGCCAGGCGCCGCCACGGGCCAAACGGAUAAGGAGCGAGCUGCGCAAGGUGUCGGUGCCGCCGCACCGAUACUCCUCGUUGAAGGAGCACUGGAUGAAGAUCUUUACGCCGGUUGUGGAGCACAUGAAGCUGCAGAUACGCUUCAAUAUGAAGGCGCGUCAGGUGGAGCUGCGCAUUGGGCCGGAGACGCCCGAUAUAUCGAAUCUGCAAAAGGGCGCCGACUUUGUCAAGGCCUUCCUGUGCGGCUUUGAGGUGGACGACGCUCUGGCGCUGCUCCGUCUCGAGGAUCUGUUCAUUGAGACCUUCGAAAUCAAGGAUGUGAAGACGCUGCGCGGCGAUCAUCAGUCCCGCGCGAUCGGACGACUCGCCGGCAAGGGCGGCCGCACCAAGUUCACCAUUGAGAACGUGACCAAGACUCGCAUUGUGCUCGCCGACAGCAAGAUCCACAUUCUGGGCAGCUAUCAGAAUAUUCAACUGGCACGUCGCGCCAUCUGCAACCUGAUCCUUGGCUCGCCGCCCAGCAAAGUCUAUGGCAAUCUGCGCGCUGUUGCGUCCCGCCUCUCGGAGCGCAUGUAAUUGGCUGUGAUCUUGGUCUGCGUGGGGGCUGGGAUGGGCCCAGACUACAAUUAAGUUAAGAUAUCCUUUUCCUUUUUUUUCUCGUUUUAUAAUAAAUAUAUAUACACAAA